GGCCUGUUCCACUUCGCAGUCGCUGGAAUUGCCGGCAGCGGCAAAUCCUCGCUCAUCAACGCAUUCCGCGGCUUGAAAAACAGUCACCGUGACGCGGCACCCACAGGCGUUACCGAGACCACGAGUGUUAUUACUCGCUACCCCGACCCCGACUCUCGGAACCCGUUCGUGUGGUAUGACGUUCCGGGUGCCGGUACCCUGAAAAUCCCCGACUUCGUGUACUUCAAUUCUCAGGGCUUGUACGUCUUUGACUGCAUUAUUGUGCUUUUCGACGCUCGCUUCACCGACACGGACAUUGCGAUCCUUCGCAAUUGCGAGCGAUUCAAUAUUCCAGCAUACAUCGUACGCUCCAAGUCCCUCCAGCACAUUCGCAAUGUCACGGAGGACUUGGAGUGGGACGAUGAGGAGGAGGAUGAGGAGACCCUGGACGAUGCAGCCAAAUGGGCGCGCGCGCGGGAGAAGUACGACCUCGAGACCCGCGAGAGCGUCAUGCGAAACCUUGAAGAAGCAAAGUUGCCUCCGCAGAGGGUCUAUCUUAUGGACAAGGAGACAAUGGCGCAAGUAAUCAAGGGCCGUCAGCCUCCGAAAGCCAUCGACGAGUGGAUUCUACUCAGGGAUCUUCUCGCCGAGGCUCGUCUUCGACGU
Messenger RNA from Laetiporus sulphureus 93-53, 645 nucleotides. RefSeq lists its product as uncharacterized. The record is from RefSeq and is a predicted model, not a curated record. Gene Ontology annotation, cellular component: membrane. The annotation marks the transcript as partial. Lineage: Eukaryota; Fungi; Basidiomycota; Agaricomycetes; Polyporales; Laetiporaceae. The transcript has a single exon. Gene Ontology annotation, molecular function: GTP binding.